CUUUACUGUAACAGGCAUGGGAUUGUGGGAUAGUGCCUGAAAGCAAAGACCGCGGUUACGGUUUAAUUUAAGAAACAGAAAAUAAUCGAGUUGUGUCGUUCUUAUAGAACGUGAAUAUGGGAAGAGAGUCCAGACAUUAUCGAAAACGUUCUGCCUCAAGGGGCCGCUCAGGUAGUAGAUCCCCAGACAAACGCUCCAAGCGUGAUGAUCGUGCCCGCUCUCGGAGCAAAGAUCGAGACAGAAGAAGAGAGCGCUCACGCAGCAGAGACAGGAGGAGGUCCAGGUCUCGGGACCGCAAGCGUGUCAGACGCUCUAGGAGUCGUGAACGACGAAGGUCUCGCAGUCGUGACAGGAGAAGGUCUCAUAGUAGGAGCAGAGGUAGACGAUCACGCUCAGCCAGCCCUGUCAAGGGAAGGAAAAACGAUGACAGGUCUAAGUCUAUAGAGAAAACUGAUAGCACAGAAACCAUUGUAGAAAAGAAGAAAAUUAAAGAGGAGAAAGAGGAAGAAAAGGAAGAAGAUCAAGACUUCGAUCAAAACAAACUAGAAGAGGAAAUGAGGAAAAGGAAAGAACGAGUGGAGAAAUGGAGAGAGGAGCAGAGAAAGAAAGCAGUAGAGAACAUUGGUGAACUGAAGAAGGAGCUUGAGGAGAUGAAGCAAGGAAAAAAAUGGAGCCUUGAGGAUGAUGAUGAUGAUGAUGAAGAAGCAGUUAUAGCUGAGGAGGUGGAAGAAGAAAUUGUAGAGGAAGCAGAUGAAGAACUAGAUCCAUUAGAUGCAUACAUGGAAGAAGUUAAGGAAGAAGUAAAGAAGUUUAACAUUGGAAGCAUGAAGGGUGGUGAUAAGAAGGGUGGAACAACAGUAACCAAAGUGAUGACUGUGGUGAAAACCAAAAAAGCACCAGCAGAAUCUGACAAGAAGAAGGGAGAACUAAUGGAAAAUGACCAGGAUGCAAUGGAAUACUCAUCUGAAGAAGAAGAGGUUGAUCUGCAGACAGCUCUUACAGGUUAUCAGACCAAGCAGAGGAAACUUUUAGAACCUGUAGACCACCACAAAAUUGAAUAUGAACCUUUCCGUAAAAAUUUUUAUGUGGAGGUUCCUGAACUGACUCGAAUGUCUUUAGAGGAAGUAAAUUCUUACAGACUGGAGUUAGAGGGAAUCACAGUUAAGGGUAAAGGUUGUCCAAAACCUAUCAAAACAUGGGUACAGUGUGGAAUUUCCAUGAAGAUUUUAAGUGCUCUUAAAAAGCAUAACUAUGAAAAGCCUACACCAAUUCAAGCCCAGGCUAUUCCAGCAAUCAUGUCUGGUCGUGAUUUGAUUGGCAUAGCUAAAACUGGAAGUGGGAAAACCAUUGCUUUUCUUUUACCAAUGUUUCGACACAUUAUGGAUCAGAGAUCUCUUGAAGAAGGUGAAGGUCCUAUAGCCCUUAUUAUGACACCCACUAGAGAACUGGCUCUCCAGAUUACAAAAGAAUGUAAAAAAUUUUCCAAACCCCUUGGGCUUAGAGUGGUCUGCGUUUAUGGUGGCACAGGAAUUAGCGAACAGAUUGCUGAACUUAAGAGAGGAGCAGAAAUCAUUGUUUGCACUCCAGGGCGCAUGAUCGACAUGCUUGGAGCAAACAGUGGUCGGGUUACUAACAUGCGCAGGGUCACUUAUGUUGUACUUGAUGAAGCAGACAGAAUGUUUGACAUGGGUUUUGAACCACAGGUGAUGCGUAUUGUUGAUAAUAUUAGACCAGACCGUCAGACAGUAAUGUUCUCAGCUACUUUCCCAAGGGCAAUGGAAGCUCUGGCUAGAAGAAUAUUAUCAAAACCUGUUGAAGUCCAAGUAGGCGGUCGGAGUGUUGUUUGCUCUGAUGUGGAGCAACAUGUGGUUGUAAUUGAGGAAGAAAAUAAGUUUCUCAAACUACUGGAGUUAUUAGGGCACUACCAGGAGAAAGGCUCUGUGAUUAUCUUUGUGGAUAAACAAGAACAUGCUGAUGCCUUACUGAAGGAUCUGAUGAAAGCGUCAUAUCCCUGUAUGUCUCUUCAUGGAGGAAUUGACCAGUAUGACAGAGACAGUAUUGUCAAUGACUUUAAAAGUGGAGCAUGCAGGCUACUUGUAGCAACUUCAGUGGCAGCCCGAGGUUUGGAUGUUAAAAUGUUAAACUUGGUGGUGAACUACAGCUGCCCUAAUCACUAUGAAGAUUAUGUUCACAGAGCUGGACGUACUGGUAGAGCAGGCAAUAAAGGUUUUGCCUAUACUUUCAUUACUGAAGAACAAGCGCGAUAUUCUGGUGAUAUUAUUAAAGCUCUUGAGUUGUCAGGAGCAUCAGUUCCUCCUGAACUUGAAAAACUAUGGAAUGAUUUCAAAGACCAACAGAAAGCAGAAGGAAAAAUUAUAAAGAAGAGCAGUGGGUUCUCCGGAAAAGGAUUCAAGUUUGAUGAAACAGAGCAGGCUUUGGCUAAUGAAAGGAAAAAGCUUCAGAAAGCUGCAUUAGGUCUACAGGACUCUGAUGACGAGGACACUGCUUUAGAUAUUGAUGAACAAAUUGAGAGCAUGUUUAACUCAAAGAAGCGAGUGAAAGAUAUGGCUGCUCCUGGAGGCAGAGGAGGAGGUGCAAACCAAAAUGCAGCUGGUGUGGGUGGACCUAGUGCUGCUGGUGGCGUAGCAACUGCUCCAGUGCCUUCUGCUGGUAAUGCUGAGAAACUGGAGAUAGCCAAGAGACUGGCCUUGAAAAUAAAUGUUAAAAAGAACCUGGGGGCUGAAGCACAGGAUGUGAUGCAGCAAGCAACAAAUGCCAUUUUAAGAGGUGGUACCAUUCAAGCACCAUCUGUGUCUGCAAAAACAUUUGCAGAGCAGAUGGCUGAAAAGCUCAAUGCAAAGCUGAACUAUACUCCGGUCGAGAAACAAGAAGAAGACAAGCAGGACAGUGGGCAAAAUGAGUCCUUCAAGAGGUAUGAAGAGGAGCUGGAGAUAAAUGACUUCCCUCAGACUGCCAGAUGGAAGGUUACAUCCAAGGAAGCAUUGCAGAGGAUCAGUGAAUACUCGGAGGCUGCAAUCACCAUCCGAGGAACCUACUUUCCACAAGGCAAGGAGCCCAAGGAAGGAGAGCGAAAAAUAUACCUUGCUAUUGAAAGUGCAAAUGAGUUGGCUGUGCAAAAAGCAAAAGCGGAAAUUACUAGGCUUAUUAAAGAAGAACUUAUUAGACUUCAAAAUUCUUACCAACCAACCAGCAAAGGAAGAUACAAGGUGUUAUAGAUGUUAUGAAGGCAAAAUUGGAGGCUUCAGGAAAGAUCUCUGUGGUUUUUACCUUUGUUUUAAUAUCAGUUGUUUUUGUAUUUUAAGCACACUUGUUUAAUUAUUCCUGUGUGUAAUAUUUUUGUUUAAUAUGUUACUUUUGUACAUUUAAUUUUCAUUUCUUAAAUAAAUAUUUUGAUCAGUCAGACCAAGCAUGCUGUAAAUGCUAUAUUGUUCGUAAGUUGAGCAUCUGGAAACCAAAACCAGCCUGUUUGACAAUGCGUGUUCAUCGCGUUGAUCAUCAUUGACUUUCCAAAUACCGAAAUGUGUGUCCUGCUACAGUAGCUUAAAUGGUCAUUGCAAAUCAGGUUCAAGAUGUUUUAUUUUCAAAAUUGUUUUUAGCUGUUUGUAUAUCUCAAAAACUGUACCAGAAUACAUUCCUUUAGGGAUUUUUAAUUGGUGAUUUCUUAUCACCUUAAUUAUUCAUGGCAAUGUGCUGCAGUUAUAUUUUAAUAAGGGGGCUAUGCUGUAAAUGUUUUUUGCUAGAAAUACUAGUAAUUUAAGCGAUGUGGUCUAAUAAAAUUCAGUUCUUACCUUUU
Messenger RNA from Polypterus senegalus (gray bichir), 3814 nucleotides. RefSeq names its product DEAD (Asp-Glu-Ala-Asp) box polypeptide 46 (gene ddx46). The transcript has 23 exons. Gene Ontology annotation, biological process: mRNA splicing, via spliceosome. Bases 117 to 3236 code for a protein of 1039 amino acids. The record is from RefSeq and is a predicted model, not a curated record. Gene Ontology annotation, cellular component: nucleus. Gene Ontology annotation, molecular function: ATP binding; nucleic acid binding; RNA helicase activity. Lineage: Eukaryota; Metazoa; Chordata; Cladistia; Polypteriformes; Polypteridae.